Molecule: messenger RNA, 924 nt
Organism: Priceomyces carsonii
Lineage: Eukaryota; Fungi; Ascomycota; Pichiomycetes; Serinales; Debaryomycetaceae
Gene: SBP1
Product: Sbp1p
Exons: 2
Coding region: 1-924 (307 amino acids)
Cellular component (GO): cytoplasm; nucleus; ribonucleoprotein complex
Molecular function (GO): mRNA binding
Source: RefSeq, a predicted model, not a curated record
AUGUCUACAGAAAAAGAAAUCAUCGAGCAAAGAAUAUUCAUAGGAAACGUGGACUAUAGGGCCACCGAGGAUGAGUUAAAAGAUUUCUUCGAAGGCUACAAUGUAACCGAUGUUGAUAUUCCGAGUAAAAGCGUUCACCGUGGGAAGAAAGUCCAAAAGAGGCAUUUGGGCUUUGCCUUCGUCGAAUUCGAAUCUAAAGAUGAGGCUGACAGAGCGAUUGAGGAGUUCAACAAUAAAGCCUUCAAAGACAGAAACAUUUACGUGAAAAGAGCCGUUCCUCCUCCAACUGAUGAAGAGAAGCAGAAAAGGGCAGAAGAGUUUAGAGCCAAGAAGGCUGAACAAAAAGCUUCGAAACCUGUUGAAGUAGAUGAAAAGGAAAAUGGCAAAUUUUCUGAAUCUAAACAGAAAACUUCAAAGGCAAAAAAGAAAGUUAAGAAUGAACUUUCAGAUAAGAGUGGAAGAGCUGAUAACCCUGAAGUCUUGGAACAUUCGAGAUCCAAAGUUCAAAGUGAUGAUGUUUCAACUAAGAUACCCGAAGGUAAAAAGUCUGAGGAUACUAUCUUCAUCACUAACUUAGAUUAUAAGGUUGAUGUUAAAACUUUGAGUAACCUUUUUAAAGACUUGAAGCCUAAGUGGAUUCAUGUACCGACAAGAAGAGUUCCUUAUCACGUUCUUAAUAGACAGAGAAAGAAGGGCAGAUCAAUUUUCAACAAAGGGAUUGCAUUUGUGAAAUUCUCUUCUCCGGACAUUCAAAAACAAGCGUUUGAAGAGUUCAAUGGCAGGGAGUUGAAUGGCAGAAAUAUCAUUGUUGACAUUGCAGUCGACGCUAGGAUUCCCAAAGAGGAUGACGCAAAGGAAAAUGAAUCCACUGACCAAUCUGAUUUGACUGAGUCAGAUGGGGUAAAAGAGGAUGGCAAAAACUAA